AUGCAUUCCCAUGGAGCCCAGACUCCUGCGGCCCGCUGGCUGGGGCAGUAUGGGAGCAAGAGGGAAAGGCCCUGCGCGGGCGGUGCAACUCUAGGCGAGCUCGAGGGAGGAGACGCUAGAAACCUUAGUGCGGCUCCAACAUCGGACUCGGAGGUUAGCCUCGGUGGAGGGUCUGGCGGCAUCAGGGAACCCCGCAGCCCCGUCCGUGUUGGCCGUGUUUUGUAUUCUUUCCACCUUGGGCGCAGCGGGCCGAGGCCGAACCGACAGCAGCCGCUAGAAAGCGAAAAGGUGGGUCCAGCAAGGUCGGGUCUGUGGGGCACGUUAGAUCAGAUGGCCCUGCGGCGCAGACGACGAGGCCGUCCGCCGGCACAGUUCUUGUACCCCCACCAUAAUAUCGGCCCUCUUUUUUCGCUACACCGCUUUGGUCCUUUCGCGACCACCCGAGCCGGCCCCAAAGGCGCCACCGCCAUGCGGACGAAGGAGACCAUUUAUUGGGAAUGA
Gaeumannomyces tritici R3-111a-1 is the source of this 501-nucleotide messenger RNA. RefSeq lists its product as hypothetical. The record is from RefSeq and is a predicted model, not a curated record. The transcript is spliced from 5 exons. Bases 1 to 501 code for a protein of 166 amino acids. NCBI's taxonomy places the organism in Eukaryota, Fungi, Ascomycota, Sordariomycetes, Magnaporthales, Magnaporthaceae.